AAAGGGUAUCAGUGGGUUGGUCUGUAUGUUGCUCAGUGGGCGGACGCACAAACUGCGCUUAUUGCGCUGAAUCCCCUACAGCUCCGUCAAGUGAACUGACGCAUUUGUUCACGUUCAGGCGUUCGUCCUCAGUGCAGGUCAACAGCUGGUGAAGUCAUGUCUGCCUUUCUGCAUCGCUGUCCAUUCCUGAAGUCCUCUCCGGUCCCAAAUUUGAGACAUGUAGGGGGAUUUUUGGGGAUGGCUGACCGAUGCCCCAUCAUUCUCCGCCGGAUCAGCGUACAGUCCACUCAGGGUCAGGAUGAAAAAGGUUUUCUGCCACACAAGGAAACCAAACGCUCCUUGGCUACAUCUGCUGCUCAGGUUGCUGUGUCCAUGACUAAGGCCUGUCCCUUUGUCUCCUCUAAGAUUGGACUAGUUAAAGCCAGCCCUCAAUUGCAGGAGGAUGUCCACUCAGCACUGCCUCCUAUUUCAGAGGAGGAAGUAACUUCAGGAACGAUCAGCUCUGUGUUUAGUGGCUUACAGGGACUUCAGUCAUCUUUCCCAACACACCUUCUGAAAGACAACAUUGUCGGACCCAGUUUUGACUAUGAUGACUUCUUCACUGAGAAGAUCAUGGAGAAGAGGAAUGAUCACACCUACCGUGUCUUUAAGACGGUGAAUCGGUUUGCAGAUGUUUUCCCCUUUGCUGAGGAUUAUUCUGUUCCGGGGCGCAGUGGCUCACAGGUGUCUGUUUGGUGCAGCAACGACUACUUGGGCAUGAGUCGUCAUCCACGUGUCAUCAAAGCAAUAUGGGACGUUUUGGAAAAAAAUGGUGCAGGAGCAGGUGGCACCAGGAAUAUCUCUGGGACAAGUUACUACCAUGUGGCUCUUGAGAAAGAACUGGCCCUUCUUCACCGAAAAGAUGCAGCCCUUGUCUUCUCCUCAUGCUUUGUGGCUAAUGAUUCCACCCUCUUCACUCUGGCAAAAAUGCUUCCAGGAUGUGAAAUCUAUUCAGACAUGGGGAAUCAUGCCUCCAUGAUUCAGGGCAUCAGGAAUAGUGGAGCCAACCGUUUCAUCUUCCGUCACAAUGAUGCAAAACAUCUAGAAGAGCUUCUCAGUCGCGCCGAUCCAAAGACACCUAAAAUUGUGGCAUUUGAAACAGUGCACUCCAUGGACGGUGCUAUCUGCCCUCUGGAAGAGCUGUGUGACAUUGCACACAAAUAUGGCGCUCUCACCUUUGUGGAUGAGGUUCAUGCAGUAGGCCUGUAUGGACCACAUGGAGCAGGGGUCGGUGAGAGAGAUGGCAUCAUGCACAAGAUUGAUAUUGUCUCUGGUACACUGGGUAAGGCAUUUGGCUGUGUGGGAGGCUACAUAGCCAGCACUGCUGCACUGGUGGACACAGUGCGAUCCUAUGCAGCAGGCUUCAUCUUCACCACUUCACUGCCUCCAAUGGUGCUGGCUGGAGCUCUGGAGUCUGUACGGGUUCUGAUGAGCUCAGAGGGUCAGGCUCUGCGCCGAGCUCACCAGAGGAAUGUUAAGCAUAUGAGGCAGCUUUUGUUGGAUGCAGGUCUGCCUGUCAUCAAUUGCCCAAGCCAUAUUAUCCCAAUACGGGUUGGAAAUGCAGAGCAAAACUCCAAGGUGUGUGAUAUUCUGCUGGAGAGACACAAUAUAUAUGUACAGGCAAUAAACUACCCAACUGUGCCACGUGGAGAAGAGCUUCUGCGUUUGGCACCAUCCCCUUUCCACAACCCCAUCAUGAUGGACUACUUUGUGGAAAAAUUGGUGGACAUAUGGCAGGAAGUUGGACUGCCGCUCAAUACCUCUGCAACAGCCUCCUGCACUUUCUGUGACCGUCCCCUCAACUUUGACCUUAUGAGCGAGUGGGAGAAAAGUUACUUUGGCAACAUGGAACCAAGAUAUAUUACAGUUGCAGCACAAUAAGAAUGAUGAAAGGGAAGAACGAUGGAAAGCAGCAUUUAGUAUAACCAGCUGGCAUCAUUAUUAAAGAAAAGGUCAUAAAUGUUGAGAUAUCACCUUUCACACUGUCAUACAUUAUUGUCGCCUGCUGCAGUUACAUUAUUAGUACUAGCUUUGGUGCUUUUGGAUUUUAUACCGUAUUAUGGAAUAUUAAUGUUGUGUCCCUUCUGCAUAUUAAAAACCUGCACAUGGGCACUUUUAAUGGAAAUUAUUAAAAAAUAUUUAAAUACUUUUUAUUUUAUUAAAUAUUUUUACUCACAUUUCUUUUAUCAAAUACAGGUCCUGUACUAAAUCUCUCUGCAUAAAGCCUCAUCCAGGUCCCUUAUGCAUGAGACUUUUGGAUGUAAUAGCUACAGUAAUAUCCUAAAAUCUUGCCUACAGUCUAAAUAUCAUCAGCCAUAGAGUUACACUUGCUAAUUUCAUAACAACUGUCCUUGUGGAAAGAGUUAGGAUUAAAACCUUAAAGUUUUCACAUUAUCUUUGCUAUUUGGGUAAUGCAUUAAGGCAGGAAUGUGCAUGAUGACCUCAGAAAAUGCAGCGUCAGCCUGCUUUGCUUACUUAGAUCAUUUUAUAUUCUUGAAGCCAUGGUUUUAUAAGAAAGGAAAUAAAACUUGUAUUGCUCUUGUAUUGCA
Messenger RNA from Tachysurus fulvidraco (yellow catfish), 2588 nucleotides. It is a transcript of the gene alas2, whose product is annotated as aminolevulinate, delta-, synthase 2. Gene Ontology annotation, molecular function: pyridoxal phosphate binding; 5-aminolevulinate synthase activity. Gene Ontology annotation, cellular component: mitochondrial matrix; mitochondrion. The record is from RefSeq and is a predicted model, not a curated record. Gene Ontology annotation, biological process: heme biosynthetic process; erythrocyte development; hemoglobin biosynthetic process. Lineage: Eukaryota; Metazoa; Chordata; Actinopteri; Siluriformes; Bagridae. Bases 157 to 1920 code for a protein of 587 amino acids. The transcript has 11 exons.